ACAAAUCAUCUCUCUCUCUCUCUCUCUGUCUCUCCCUCUUGUCACUUUUCUGCAUUCUACGUGUGUGAUAAAAGAAAUGGCGAAAUCACCAGAGGAAGUGCAUCCGGAGAAGGCUUUUGGAUGGGCAGCUAGAGAUUCUUCUGGCCUCCUCUCGCCUUUCAAAUUCUCCAGGAGGGCAACCGGAGAGAAGGACAUAAGAAUCAAAGUUCUUUAUUGCGGAGUAUGCCACUCGGACCUUCACAUGGCCAAGAGCGAAUGGGAGGGCUUUUCCAUCCACCCACUAGUUCCUGGGCACGAAAUUGUCGGCGUAGUAACAGAAGUGGGGAGCAAGGUUAACAACGUAAAAGUGGGAGAUAAAGUAGGAGUGGGAUGCCUUGUUGGUGCAUGUCACUCCUGUGAUGACUGUAAUAGUGAUCUUGAGUCUUACUGCACCAAAAUGAUACUAACCUACAGUACCAUUUACCACGAUGGAACAGAAACAUAUGGAGGCUACUCAGACACAAUGGUAGCUGAUGAGCGCUACGUUGUUCGGUUCCUGGAAAAUCUACCGCUUGACGCUGGUGUUCCACUGCUUUGUGCAGGAAUCACAGUUUAUAGUCCCUUGAAAUAUUAUGGUCUUGCAGAGGCAGGUAAGCAUAUUGGGGUUGUUGGCUUAGGUGGGCUCGGUCAUGUUGCUGUUAAAUUUGCCAAGGCUUUCGGAGCAAAAGUGACAGUAAUUAGUACCUCCCCUAGCAAGAAGGAUGAAGCUUUGGAACAUCUUGGUGCGGACUCAUUUUUUGUUAGCCGUGACCAAGAAGAAAUGCAGGUGAAUGUUAUAUAGCGUUUAACUUAUUCU
Messenger RNA from Juglans microcarpa x Juglans regia, 835 nucleotides. Its product is annotated as 8-hydroxygeraniol dehydrogenase-like. NCBI's taxonomy places the organism in Eukaryota, Viridiplantae, Streptophyta, Magnoliopsida, Fagales, Juglandaceae. Gene Ontology annotation, molecular function: zinc ion binding; cinnamyl-alcohol dehydrogenase activity. Gene Ontology annotation, biological process: lignin biosynthetic process. The coding region runs from base 77 to 820 and encodes 247 amino acids. The record is from RefSeq and is a predicted model, not a curated record. The transcript has 3 exons.